GCUCCGAGGAGGAGGAGGAGGAGGCGAGCGCUGGCCAUGGCCGGGGAGACCCAGCAGCAGAGCCUCCGCAAGAGCAUCGCGGCUCAGCAGCAUCCCCAGCAGAGCCAGCAGCAGCAGCAGCAACAGCAGCAGCAGCAUCCCCCCCAGAGGAGCCCGGCCCCUCUGGCCAUCCCUGGCCCCAAAGGGGUCGCCAAGGAGGAGGAGAGGGUCGCCCUCAAGAAGGAGAUCGGGCUGCUCAGCGCCUGCGCCAUCAUCGUCGGUAAUAUCAUUGGCUCCGGCAUCUUUAUUUCACCAAAAGGAGUACUAGAACACACUGGCUCUGUAGGCCUCGCACUCAUAAUUUGGGUGCUUGGAGGAGGCGUUGCAGCACUCGGGUCGUUGUGUUACGCUGAGUUAGGAGUUACCAUCCCUAAAUCAGGCGGAGAUUAUUCCUACGUCACUGAGGUUUUUGGUGAAUUAGCUGGGUUUUUACUGCUAUGGAGUGCAGUGCUUAUCAUGUACCCCACUAGCCUGGCUGUUAUUGCACUGACUUUUUCCAACUAUGUUCUACAGCCAGUGUUUCCUAAUUGUAUCCCACCCUACAAUGCCUCCAGAGUCCUCUCCAUGGUGUGUUUAUCACUCUUGACCUGGGUGAACAGCACCAGCGUCCGAUGGGCCACUCGCAUCCAGGAUGUAUUUACAGCCGGAAAACUCUUGGCCUUGGGCCUUAUCAUUAUUGUGGGCUUCAUACAGAUCUUCAAAGGAAACUAUGAAGAACUUCUGCCAAGCAAUGCCUUCAAUUUUUGGAUGACCCCCUCGGUGGGCCAUUUGGCAUUAGCCUUUCUCCAAGGCUCCUUUGCAUUCAGUGGGUGGAACUUCCUAAAUUAUGUAACAGAAGAAUUAGUUGAUCCUCGCAGGAAUCUACCUCGUGCCAUAUUCAUAUCCAUCCCAUUGGUGACGUUUGUGUACACGUUCACCAAUAUUGCAUACUUCACUGCCAUGUCACCUCAAGAGCUCUUGUCAUCUAAUGCUGUUGCAGUAACGUUUGGUGAAAAGUUACUAGGAUAUUUUUCCUGGGUUAUGCCUGUCUCUGUGGCUCUGUCAACAUUUGGAGGAAUAAAUGGAUACCUUUUUACCUCAUCAAGGUUGUGUUUUUCCGGUGCCCGAGAAGGCCAUUUACCCAGUUUGUUGGCUAUGAUUCAUGUCAGACGCUGCACCCCUAUUCCUGCCCUCCUUGUCUGCUGUCUGGCUACUGUUGUCAUUAUGCUGGUUGGAGACACCUAUACGUUAAUUAAUUAUGUGUCCUUCAUUAACUACCUCUGCUAUGGAGUGACCAUCAUAGGCUUGAUUGUACUGCGAUGGAAGAAACCCAAGAUCUUCCGACCUAUCAAGGUAAAUCUCCUGGUCCCAAUCACUUACCUGAUAUUUUGGGCCUUUCUCUUGAUCUUCAGUUUAUAUUCUGAGCCAGUAGUCUGUGGAAUCGGACUGAUUAUCAUAUUAACUGGAGUGCCAGUGUUUUUUCUUGUUGUAUACUGGAAGAAUAAACCAAAGUGUGUAAACAGGAUAGCAGAAUCCUUCACGCAUUUGGGCCAGAAGGUGUGUUUUGUUGUCUACCCUCAGGGGGGAUCUCUAGAAGAAGACGAUCUACCUUUCACUCAUUCGCCCCUUCCAGGAUGUGAAAAGACAUUGAAGAAAUAACAAUAUACU
Sceloporus undulatus (fence lizard) is the source of this 1686-nucleotide messenger RNA. RefSeq names its product solute carrier family 7 member 10 (gene SLC7A10). Gene Ontology annotation, biological process: D-serine transmembrane transport; D-alanine transmembrane transport; amino acid transmembrane transport. NCBI's taxonomy places the organism in Eukaryota, Metazoa, Chordata, Lepidosauria, Squamata, Phrynosomatidae. The transcript has 11 exons. Gene Ontology annotation, cellular component: membrane. Gene Ontology annotation, molecular function: neutral L-amino acid transmembrane transporter activity; L-amino acid transmembrane transporter activity. The record is from RefSeq and is a predicted model, not a curated record. The coding region runs from base 37 to 1677 and encodes 546 amino acids.